GCCAACUGUAGCCAACUGUAGCCAAUGGAUGAUGAAUUGCUAGCCAUAUUCGCUUCACUUCACUGCCAAUCGCAGAGACAGGAGUUGGAGACCAAGAUUUCUUGUGCCAGAUCCUUGGCGGACUACAUUUGCACAGUUUCACCGUUGCGUCAGCUGGAGGAAAGGCUUCAGGUGCUGCUGUGGUUAAGUCUCAACGCAGGUGAUCUGCCCUGGUUCCUCCGGGAGCUGCUAGCGCAGGUGCAGAGUGCCUUGCGGCAGCUGCCCCAGGAGCAGACGGCCACGGAGAGGUUGGGCCAACGCUGCGAUGAAUUGCUGGCAGAGACGGCACAGUUGUUGUCCAACGUAGAGCAAUAUGCAACCUUUGGUGAAAGUGUCGUACCCUUGAUUGAAGAUCUGAGCGUUAGCUCUUACAGCGUUGGGACGCUUGCAGACCUGGCUUGCCUAGAGACUCUGUUGGCGAAAUACCUGGCGAUCAGUAAGGAUUGGACCACGCAUGUCCAUUUGGUGGCUCCCCUGUGCUGCGCUCUGACGCCUCUCCUUCCUGUGCUUGGGGAGGCUGCUGUACAGAAGGGUCUCGUGAGAUCAAUUGAACGAAAGCAGAGGCAGGACAGCAUUUUCUAUUGGCUCCAGCGGUGGAUUUUCUGCUGCGUGCGACGACACGAGGAGACGAUGUGGGAUCCCGAUCUCUCCAAAGCAAUGCUGGCACCGAAGACUCCGAAGACCAAGCGAAG
Messenger RNA from Cladocopium goreaui, 731 nucleotides. The record is from the annotation of a GenBank genome assembly. Lineage: Eukaryota; Dinophyceae; Suessiales; Symbiodiniaceae.